Messenger RNA from Chelonia mydas (Green sea turtle), 2175 nucleotides. RefSeq names its product NACHT, LRR and PYD domains-containing protein 3-like. Gene Ontology annotation, cellular component: cytoplasm. The transcript has 4 exons. Bases 54 to 2162 code for a protein of 702 amino acids. The record is from RefSeq and is a predicted model, not a curated record. NCBI's taxonomy places the organism in Eukaryota, Metazoa, Chordata, Testudines, Cheloniidae.
UGACGCUGACCAGUCUGUAGUUCCCUGGGUUCUCCUUGUUCCCCAUUUUAAAUAUGGGCAUUAUAUUAGCCUUUUUCCGAUCGUCCGGGACCUCCCCGGAUCGCCACGAGUUUUCAAAGACGAAAAACCAAAAACCGAAAAUCAGUGACCUGCUUUUAAGUACCCUUGACAACCUUCCUCAGGAAAACUUUGAAAGGUUUAAAGACAAACUAGCACACUCUGACUUUGAGGGGAAAGAUAACAUCCCCCGAGGUCGGCUGGAGAAUGCCGACAGAAUACAAACUAAGAAUCUCCUGAUGGAAUUCUAUGGUGAAGAUGCUGCAGUAGAUGUAACCAUAGACGUUUUCACUCAGAUCAAUCUCAGAGAUUCUGCUGCUAAACUUGGAGACGAAAGAGAGAAAGCUUUGGGUCCUCAGCAAACAUGUGAAAGAUCAGCAAAUGCUUACAGAGGGAAGUACAGAGAACAUAUAAAAAACGAAUACAGCUCAAUAAAAGACAUGAACGCUCGUCUUGGUGAGAAUGUGAAGCUAAAUGAGAGAUACACAAAGCUGAUCCUUGGAAAGGGACAUCAUCACAAAAAGCAGAGAGAACAUGAAAUAAUAGCCUUGGGAUGGAGACAUGCAGAAAUUAUGACUAAGCACGCUAGUCCUAUCACUGUAGGCGAUUUAUUUGACUCCGAUGAAGAUGGACAGUCACCACAUAUUGUCGUGCUGCAGGGAGUUGCAGGGAUUGGAAAAACACUGACAGCACAAAAGAUCAUGUUGGACUGGGCAAAUGGAGAACUGUAUCAGAGCAGGUUUGAUUAUGUUUUCUACAUAAAUUGUCGGGACAUUAACUUUUUCAAAGAGCAGAGAAGUGUUGAAGAUUUAAUUUUAAAAAAUUGUCCUGAUCAAAAUGCACCAGCUAAAGAGAUUCUGAUGAAUCCAGAAAAACUCCUGUUCAUAAUUGAUGGUUUUGAUGAACUGAGAUUUUCCUUUGAUCAAUUAACAAGUAGUCAGUGCUCUGAUCCCUGUAAAAAGCAGCCAGUGAAAAUCAUACUGAGCAGUUUAUUUAGGAAAAAAGUGCUUCUGAAAUCUUACUUAAUAAUUACUACAAGACCAGUUGCCCUGGAGGAACUUGGGCGGUGUUUGAAAGAUGAACGUUAUGCAGAGAUCCUGGGAUUUUCUGAAAAUGAGAGAGAAGAAUAUUUCUGCAAGUUCUUUCGGAAUGAAGAACAAGCAACAAAAGCCUUUAGCUUUGUAAAAGAGAAUGACAUGCUCUUCACCAUGUGCUUUGUUCCCCUUGUGUGUUGGAUCAUCUGCAAGGUUCUGAAACAACAGAUGGAAGAAGGUGAAGAUCUUGCACAAAUUUCCAAUACAAUCACUGGAGUGUACAUGAACUAUCUCUUCUGUUUAAUAGAGGGUCACAUCAGCACUUCAAAUCAACAGGUACAAGGUAACUUAAAGGGACUUUGCUCCUUAGCUGCAGAUGGAAUCUGGAGUCAGAAAAUACUAUUUGAGGAAGAAGAUGUCAAGAAACAUGGCUUAGAUAAACCUGAUUCCCUCUUCCUGAAUGAGAACAUGUUUCAGAAAGGCAUUGGGAAGGAGUGUGUUUACAGCUUCAUUCACUUGAGUUUUCAAGAGUUUUUUGCAGCUUUGUUUUAUGUAUUGGAGAAAGAAGAAACAGUGGAAAAUUCAGAAACUGCUAUACAACCUGUGGAAAAAUUGUUUGAAAAGUGUGAAGAACCUAGGAAUCAUUUAAUGUUAACAGUGCGAUUCCUGUUUGGUCUCUUAAAUAAAAAGAGAAUGGAGGAGAUGGAGAAAAAACUUAGUUGCAAAAUUUCACCCCAAAUUAAAAAUAAUUUAGUAACAUGGGUUAAAGAAAAACUCUCUCUGGCAUUGUUCAACUAUAAUAAGUUUUCUUAUGGCACAACAAUUUUCUAUUUUGAGUAUUUUUACUGUUUCUAUGAAAUUCAAGAAACAGAAUUUGUGCAGAGUGCGAUGAAUCAUUUCACUGAGCUAAACUUAAGUGAUUAUACCUUUACCAAAAUGGAUCAAAUUGUUCUUCAAUUCUGUAUAAAGAAUUGCUGUAACCUGGAGUCAGUUGAUCUAGACACCUGUACGUUUCUAACUGAAGACCUGAAUGAAGAUUCCCCAGGACCAAGCAAGCGGCCAUGUUGGUGAGCAGAUGAGCAUG